CAUCAAUCACGCUAAUUUUCAGCAACAGCAAAUUUCAAAAUUACUUUCAAUGUCAAUACAUUCAUCAACUAGUAGUGAUUGGGAAAAUGCCUUAAAAUUCAAAUAACCAUGGGAAUACUGUUUUGUUCGCCUUCACCUGCGGCAGCUAGAUCCGAAAAAAAGAAGCCCGAAACUGUCAUAAAUAUAUCGGAAAGUUGCGUGGAUAGGCUGACGAGAGAAGAAAAGGAAUCUGCUGAAAAACAAGCCUCAGCCGAAGUAUUGAACAUUCCACAAAACGUUUCCGAAAACGAUUGGAUAAUGAAACUUAAAUGCUUGGACGAUGCCCAUUCAAACACUUACGGCCUAACAGUGCAAGGCUUUUAUAAAUUAGCCGACGAAGUUGAGAGCAAUAUAGAGGAUGUGAGACCUAAUCUUUGCAGUGCUGUAGAUAUCAUCCAAUGUCUAAAAAAAAAUAAGUGCUGUUCAAUCAAAUGUAGAUCGCACAUGGACAGAUUUAUUGAUUGUGUGGACACCACUAGAAUCAACAUCAUAAAAGAACAAAUUGAGUGUGAUCUGAAGGAAAAAAGGAAAAAGGAAGCAGAAGAUGCGGAAAAUUUCUUAAGGAGCGAAUAAUUUGUACUCAAAUAAAUGCUGUUUUGGAAUGUUUUUAUUAUAAUAUUAUUCAAUUAACCACAAACUUUCAAUAACAAUAGAAAAAUCACAUGCUGAGUUUACCUUUUCUCUAAAUUUUUGAAUUUAGUCUCCAACCUUUUAGAAUAAGCAUCCAAUUUGUAGGCAGCUUGCUCCAAUUUAAUAACACUGUCUUCUAUUUGAUCAAUCUGCUGUAGAAGAGGAAUCAG
This is a messenger RNA of Ceutorhynchus assimilis (cabbage seed weevil), 839 nucleotides long. The record is from the annotation of a GenBank genome assembly. Lineage: Eukaryota; Metazoa; Arthropoda; Insecta; Coleoptera; Curculionidae.